AUGCCUCCCAAAGCCCUCACUUGUGAAGCCGACACUAGUGCCGCUAAUUUAUGUCAGCGUCGUAGUGGAAUUGAUUUCAGCGACUUUUCAGAAACUAUUCCGAAAAGGCUUUUCCCGGAGCGGAAACAAAUGGUAUGGCAAGAUGAUUCGCCUUCAAGCAUCUUAAGUCUUGAUGGAGUUCCAAAUGACAUAUGGGCAACCAUGUGCCAAGCAUUCAAGGCCGCUGAUCCUCGAAUCUGCCAUGGCGCAGUGUGGGAAUCUGUCAAGGUCCGCCUUCUCGGUCCAUUCUCAUCCCUAAUCACAAGGACGGUCGGGUCUGUCGCAAAGUCAAGUGUCUUGCUUGCUAUAGAUAGUGACUCCUGUCGCGAAUAUGAUUUACCCACUUUUCUCUCUGUACAGUCUGACUCAACUCAGCCUAUCAAACUCCUUGACCCCCAGCAUGUCGACUUAGAUACUGUGAAUGGCUGGCUGUCAACCUGCUUGAACGGCCAUGAGCCUUUAUGUGGUCGGGGCUCGUAUGACCAAAUCCGCGGCUUGCGGGUCAUUGAUGUGGGUACGAAGAAAUUAAAGGUUGCAGAAAGGGACACUCGCUACGUUGCAUUGAGCUAUGUCUGGGGGCAACCAACGCAAAACCCACCAGCUCUUACUACGCCAGAACCUCCGACAAAAAUGGGUACAAACAAGUCUACCCAAGAGCAAGAGGAUCCUAACGCUCUCCCAAACGACCUCCCUUGUACCAUUUUGGAUGCUAUGACGAUAACGGCAAGUCUGGGAUUUCAAUAUUUAUGGAUAGAUCGCUACUGUAUUCCGCAGGAGGAAAGCGACUCUGAGAACAGGGACGAGCAAAUACGGCAGAUGGACAAAGUCUACCGCAAUGCUGAGGUUACCAUCAUUGCUGCUCCAGGAGAAGGACCCGAGUACGGCCUCCCUGGCAUGGGAUCAACUGCACGAGUACCUCAGGCUUAUGCUCGCAUUGGCAACAAUACACUCAUCUCGACGCUGGAUUGGCCAACUAGAAUUGUUCUUAGGUCAAAAUGGGCUAGCCGGGGUUGGACCUACCAAGAGGCCAUAUGUUCCCGAAGACGAUUGAUCUUUACUGAUCAGCAGGUAUUCUUUGAAUGCCAGCAAAUGAGUUGCCGUGAGAAUGUUGAUUAUAUGUGGCCUCUGAGGGAGUACAACAUUUUCAAUGUCGAUCACAAGGUCGGAAUGGAAGCAAAGUGGCACCACAUCCGGAAUUAUACUUAUCGCCAACUUACAUACGAUUCUGAUGCUCUAAAUGCAAGUUUAGGGCUUAUUCGGCUUCAGACAGAGCCAGGACUUCCUUUCUUUCAUUUCUGGGGCAUUCCUAUGACACUACAACCUCAGGAUGCCGACGAACACUCGUCCACAAGCGAUUCUCAGAGACUGCAAAGAAGCUUUCUCCAAUCACUUUUAUGGACCUUAUGUUCACCAUGGCGUCCAGCGCGUCGGCGUCAGGACUUUCCGACGUGGUCUUGGACAGCUUGGGCACAUGAGAUCAAAUUCGAAAGCUUCAUCAAUCGCAAGGGUUUCGAACAGCUUGGUGUUACAGCGUCAAUUGGCUAUCAGGAUGGUUCUUUCAAAGACUUUGACUACGCCUACCGCCAUAACUUUAAGCCUGGCAAAGUAGGGAAUCUUUCAAAGACUCUACGCCUAAGGGGAAGGGUGCUCAAAUUAAUGACAAAGAUACUUCGGCCACGCUCAUGGUUUGCCGAAGAGCGUGAGCUCUUCGUCUGGCCUAUGGACCAACACGAGGAAUAUGGAGAUGUGCAUAUGACAGCUCCUGCAGAGUUCAUUCCGCAAGUGGAUGAGGCAAAGAUGGCAUUGUGGCAGAAAGAGCCAUUGCAACUGUUCGGUAUUCUCAGCGGGUGGAUUAGAAGUCCUAACGGGGAUACGGACGUAUUUGUCCUUUUGCUUUCAAAGGUUGGAACAAACAAGUAUGAGCGAGUGGGCCAUGCCAUCCUUAGAAAAGGCACUGCAAGCGGUAUGCAUUGCUUGAAUGUGGUUACAGACAAGGCAGGAGAUGUGGAAUCAAAAGAGCGCAUUUUCAGAACUGAAAGAUGGCUUACGGAUAGCAUUAUAUGUGAUAUAGACCUAAUCUAG
This is a messenger RNA of Fusarium tjaetaba, 2121 nucleotides long. RefSeq names its product heterokaryon incompatibility domain protein. Lineage: Eukaryota; Fungi; Ascomycota; Sordariomycetes; Hypocreales; Nectriaceae. Bases 1 to 2121 code for a protein of 706 amino acids. The record is from RefSeq and is a predicted model, not a curated record. The transcript has a single exon.